AUGAUGAGCACCACAAUAGAGAGCAGCACUCGUCCCCUCGACGCGAUCGCUAGAGACGCGCAACACCCGCGCGAACCCCACGCCGCGACCGACAACGACUCUUCCCAACACCGACCGGCGAAGCGCCGCAAGACCACGGCAGCCUCCAGCGCCUCGGAUCGACCUUGCGACAUCUGCCGCAGGCGCAAGCUGCGCUGCGUCAGGGAGCCAGGGAACGAAAAAUGCUUUCUGUGCGCCUUCCACCAGCAGCCGUGUACCUUUUUGGAGCAGCCACAGCGGCGCAAGCGGCCGAGGCGCCAUGUCGACGCUGCGCCGCCUGCUGGGUCCCGCACGACCGGUUUGGCUAUUGGGUCGGAAGUGGAUUGGACAGCUGCAGCGGAAAUGGAUGAGAGGGACGGCGAUUCGACCGGCGAAUAUACCGCCAUUAUGAACCACAGGGCCCGCACGACCACCAUGUCGACGGCGGCAGCUUCACCACCGGCCCCGGAAUCACCCGCGUCACUGCUCAACAGGACACUGGGCCUACACAAAACCACCCACUCGGUGUACAUCGGGCCCAGCUCGCUGCAGGAGCCGCGGCUGCUCGGGCGCGACGACACGACGUCUUCUGCCCCCGGGAAGCAAGGCAUACGAUACCGCCGGAUGGACCCCUCGACCGUCUUCAUCUCGAGCCCGGACCAGCUCCCCGACGGAGAGGAGAGCGUGCUGGACGCCAUCGAGGCCCUGGUCCGCCCGAGCGGCCCCGCCCUCGUCAGCCUCUACUUCCGCAUCGUCCACCCCAGCUACCCGAUCCUGCACAAGGGCGUCUGGCUGGAAAAGUACCGGCGCAGCUACCGCGAGUUCUCCCCUCCGCUGCUGGCUGCCGUGUACGCGCUCGCCAUCGAUUGGUGGGAGUACGACCCGGCCCUCGCACCGCUGGAGAAGCCGCCCGUCGACCGGCUCGUUACCCUUGCGACGCAGGCCCUGACUGCCGCCAUGGACCGCCCCAAGCUCUCGGCUGUCCAGGCCGGCCUGCUCUUGCUGCAGCGGUCGGGCGGUGACUCGUGGGUCCUGGCCAGUCAGAUGGUCGCCCUGGCCGAGGAGCUGGGCCUGCACGUCGACUGCAGCUCCUGGGACAUUCCCGACUGGGAAAAGGGCGUGCGGCGUCGCCUGGCCUGGGCGGUUCUCAUGCAGGAUCGCUGGGGCGCGCUGAUCCACGGAAGGCCGUCGCACGUGUCGGCCAGUCACUGGCGCACGCCACCUCUUGAGCUGGGUGACUUUCCCGAGUCGGCUGCCGACGAGGACGAUGCCGAGGGCAGCGCCGAGGUCGAGAAUGGUCGGUACUUGUUUAUGCGCCUCGCACGCCUCACCGAUAUCAUGUCCGAGGCGCACUCGACCCUGUAUGCGCCGUGCCGGGUCGACAGCGGACGACGGAACGCUGCCGGCGACGAGGACAACGCGGUCCUCGCCCUGCUGGAGUUGAUCAAGCCGACGGCCCUGAAGCUCAAGGAAUGGGCGAGCACGCUCCCCGCCGAGCUGGGCAUGGACGACGUGCGGCCGCGCAAGCUGUGCGCCAACGGCUACCUGCACCUCUCGUACUAUGCGACCGAGAUCAUGAUCCACCGGCGCGUGAUCCGCAGCCUGGCGACUCCAGACCGCGCCGACCAGCUCCGGACCAUCUGCCGCAACGCCGCCAAGACCCGGCUCGAGCACGCCACGGCCUUUGUCGAGAAGCUGCGGCCCGAGCACCUGCAGAGCUUUUGGUGGUUCGCCGCGCCAAAGUGCCUGGCCCUGAUUGGCGUCUUUGCCGGUCUCUUGUCCGCCACCGCCCGCGACGCGGCCGAGGCUGCGUUUUUCAAGCGCAAGCUGGAUGAUUUUCACUGGACUCUAAAGGUGCGCUCCAAGGGGUCUCUGUCCAUGGCUGCGGCGGUUCGCGAGAUGGAGGCUAGCCUGGUUGGCUUGGAUAGGCUACGAGUCGCAGACUUCUUGGAGGCUUGUGCGGCUCGCGAACGCUUUGUGCCAUGA
Molecule: messenger RNA, 2004 nt
Organism: Pyricularia oryzae 70-15
Lineage: Eukaryota; Fungi; Ascomycota; Sordariomycetes; Magnaporthales; Pyriculariaceae
Exons: 2
Coding region: 1-2004 (667 amino acids)
Biological process (GO): DNA-templated transcription
Cellular component (GO): nucleus
Molecular function (GO): DNA-binding transcription factor activity, RNA polymerase II-specific; zinc ion binding; DNA binding
Source: RefSeq, a predicted model, not a curated record